This is a messenger RNA of Gryllus bimaculatus (two-spotted cricket), 2386 nucleotides long. The record is from the annotation of a GenBank genome assembly. Lineage: Eukaryota; Metazoa; Arthropoda; Insecta; Orthoptera; Gryllidae.
CGAGCGGCUGAACCUGGACUGCUCGCGCGUGAGCAACGGCAAGUCGGUGCGCGAGAUGAUCCGCCAGCGCUUCCCGGAGCUGGUGCGCUUCCUGCCGCCGCGGCGCCUCGAGAGCCUGGCGUCGCCCGACCCGCACGUGCAGCUGCUGGCGGCGCUGCAGCACCGCGACCUGCCCGUCUUCCGCGCGCUGCUGCACCACGACGCCGUCGACCCCAACAACUGGUACGACGACCCGUACUACUGCACGUGUCUGGAGCUGGCGUGCAGGCAGCACCGCUCCGAGAACUUCGUGGCGGCGCUGGUCGAGGCCGGCGCCGACCCCAACACCAGCAACCGCAUCUACGGCAUCCCCGUGGUGCACCAGGCGACGGAGAACGCCAACCACCAGGCCUUGGCCGUGCUCAUCCGCCAGGGCCGCGCGCGCCUCGACGUCACGGACCGCUCCAAGCACACGGCGCUGCACGAGGAGCUGGAGAACAUUGAGCGCUGCAUCUCGCUGCUGCUGGAGCACGAGGAGGCGGCGGCGGAGACGCUGCCGCGCGCCAACUGGUACGACGCCGUGGACGCGACGCUGCGGCCGCGCAUCGACAUCGACGCGCAGGACGAGUUCGGCGACACGGCGCUGCACGACGCCGCGCACUACGGCAACCAGCAGGUGGUGCUGGCGCUGCUGCGCAGGGGCGCCAACAUCAUGAAGAAGAACCAGGACGGCGACCCGCCGCUCGCCUUCAUCGACGCCAAGACGAUCGACCAGUUCCUCGACGAGCAGAUCAAGAGCAACGGCCUGUCCCCGCUCAGCCAGGACUACCAGGUUAUCAUUCGUUACACUUUCCUGGAACCUUCUACAGAGAAAGCAACUGGUCGCUCCGAAAUGGAUGCCUUGCACUACAUCAGCCGUUCUAGAGACCUUCGGCCGUUGCUUCGUCAUCCUGUCAUCAACAGCUUCCUCAAUCUUAAGUGGUAUAUGGUGCGGUGGUUCUUUUAUAUUAAUCUCAUCGUAUACACACUAUUUGUAACGCUAAUUACAGCUUACAUUCUCCUCAUAAAUGUUGAUGAUGAAGACAUUACAAAUUGCACAAUGAUUAAUAUCGCCAGAAAAGAGUCAAGUGCCAAGAUAAUGGACGUAGUUGAUCCAGAAAAGAGUUCUUUGGUAUUAAAUUUAGAAUGUAAAGAAUUUGAUGAAAACUGCACACAGAAUCAUGUGCGACAACUUAGCCUCUCCGACGUCGAUAAAUUACAGGUUGCUUCUCUUGUCAAAGCCGUUUUUGGAAAUAAGAAAAGGUGUGUGCAUCAACAUGAUGAUCCAAAGCACUUGAGCGCGGAAGAAUUUGCCGCUCAUUGCCUGCGUAUUCCGUGCAUAUACCUUCUCAUUGGUUUAGUCCUUCGGGAAAUAGUGCAGUGCGCGACUGGUUGGAAACGAUAUGCCAAAGACUGGGAGAACGUAAUUGAAUUCUUAAUGAUAAUAGUUUGCGCUAUUGCGUUGAGCAGCGAUUGGGAUGCCAGCAAUUUCAAACAACAUAUUUCUGCCAUGGCCAUUUUACUGACAUGGACGGAACUAGUAUUUAUGACGGGACGUUUGCCGUAUCUGUCAGUUCAACUAGAGAUGCUGAAAAAGGUGUCGUUUACUUUCUUGCGUUUUAUGGCUUGGUACUCCUUGCUAGUAGUUGCCUUUGCAUUAAGUUUUUACACGUUAUUUCGUCGUAGUAAGGAGUACGAUCCUGAAAGUAAAGAAGCUUUUUUCCUAGACCCCGGAUUAUCAGUGAUAAAAACUAUUAUUAUGAUGGUUGGAGAAUUUGAAGCUUCUGAGCUAGUUUUUGAUUCAGUUCCAGGUACAAGCCAUGUCGUUUUUAUAAUAUUUGUAUUUCUAAUCGCCAUAAUUCUAUUAAAUCUUCUCAACGGUCUUGCAGUAUAUGACACGCAAGCCAUUAAAGAAGAUGCAGUUGUUCUGGGUUUGGUUUCAAUGGUGAAACUUGUAGCAUAUCUUGAAAUGAUGCUUAUUAAGAUAGCAGUAGCUACACAAUGUAUGUACAAGGGGUUGUAUAGGGAAGUACUCGAACCUCGGAUAAGACUUUUCAGAACAGAUUUAUCCAAGAAACAAAUACACGCAUUUCCUAACUCGGGGGAGAUAAAAUUUCUACUAGAUGCUGCUACUACAGCUCGAUUUAAAGGGUUUAGAAUGGAACGAGACAUCAUGGUGAAGGCAACGGAUAUUGUCACCGAAAAGAAGCAAGUGUCCGAUAUUGAACAAGUGAAACGUCGUCUCAACAAGUUUCAGAUAAAGUUUGAAGAAAUAGAAAGUAAGCAGUCUAAGACACAUGAACUGCUAAUUGAAGCUCUGGAAUCUCUCUCUAAAUUUCAGAAAACGGUUCGUGAAAGUACUAUUUGA